Molecule: messenger RNA, 4043 nt
Organism: Nematolebias whitei (Rio pearlfish)
Lineage: Eukaryota; Metazoa; Chordata; Actinopteri; Cyprinodontiformes; Rivulidae
Product: contactin-associated protein-like 2
Exons: 25
Coding region: 1-3873 (1290 amino acids)
Source: RefSeq, a predicted model, not a curated record
AUGGACUGGAGGUGUGAGGACAACUUGGCCACCCCUCUCCCCUACAGUGCCUUUACUGGUUCAUCAGUGUAUGGUCAAGCAUAUGGAGCUGGCUAUGCUAAACUUAACAGGAUACAAGGUGCCGGAGGCUGGUCACCUUUGGACACAGACCAUUACCAGUGGUUACAGGUAGACCUUGGCUCUCGGAAGCAAGUGGUUGCCAUAGCGACACAAGGUCGUUAUAGGAGCUCUGAUUGGACCAGUCAGUACCGACUGCUUUACAGUGAUACACAGAACAACUGGAGGCCUUAUUUACAAGAUGGAAACAUCGGGACAUUGGUGGGUAAUGAUAACGCUGAGGAUGUUGUUCGACACGAGCUGGACCAUGCUAUCUUGGCCCGCUACAUUCGCUUCAUACCCGUGGUCUGGAGCAUGAAAGGACGCAUCGGAGUCCGCCUGGAGCUCUAUGGCUGCUCAUACUGGGCCGAUGUGAUCAGUUUUGAUGGCUCUGGCAUCAUCUCCAACCGUUUCAGGGGUAAAAAGAUGAAAACAACGAGAGAUGUUUUCUCUCUGACGUUUCGGACCACAGCCAGAGAUGGUGUUCUACUCCAUGGAGAGGGACAACAGGGAGACUAUAUUUCCCUGGAGCUUCGCAGGGCAACACUACAACUCAGCAUCAAUUUAGGAAGUAGUCCCAUACAUGGUUCUAUUCAAGGCCACACUUCUGUGACCAGUGGUAGCCUGUUGGAUGAUGGUCACUGGCACACCAUUCUUAUUGAACGUUAUCGUAGAAGUGUUAAUUUCACGCUGGACCACCACACUCAGCAAUUUAGAGCCAAUGGGGAAUUUGACCACUUGGACCUGGACCAUGAGAUUAGCUUUGGAGGACUUCCUGAAUCUGCAAAGCUGAGCUCAGAUGGUAAACAAAACUUUGUGGGCUGCAUGGAGGGGAUCAUUUACAAUGGUGACAACAUCACCAGCUUGGUGCGCAGGAAGAGGGUUGACACCUCCAGCUUUCGUAAUCUGACAUUCUCCUGUUCUGAGUCCAACUCCUUCCCUGUCUUCUUUAACUCCACGUCCUUCCUGCGGCUGCCGGGUCAGAGUGACAGUGACACGCUGUCAGUGAGUCUGUCUUUCAGAACGUGGAACCCCAGUGGUCUGCUGAUGUUCACUCAACUGGCUGACGGAUGGGUGGAGCUGGGGCUGAUUGAGGGCAGGGUCGUCAUCUUCAUGAACAUCACACAGAAGAAGAACACACGGAUUGACAUUUCAUCAGGUUCAGGUUUGAAUGAUGGCCAGUGGCAUAGUGUCCAUCUAAAUGCUCUGGAAAACCAUGCUAUGCUAACAGUGGAUGGAGAUGAGGCAUCCACAGUCAGGACAGCUAUUCCCAUCCAGAUCCAGACUGGUGGAACCUACUACUUUGGAGGGUAUUUCCUGCCCACAAACAGCAGGUCACUGCAACGGUCUUUUCAAGGCUGCAUGCAGAUGAUCCACAUCGAUGACCAACUGGUGGACCUACGAGCUGUGGAACAGGGUUUCUUUGGAACAUUUGAGAACGUCAGCCUCGAUAUGUGUGCAAUCAUAGACAGAUGUGUUCCUAACCACUGUGAGCAUGGCGGUCGGUGCUCCCAGACGUGGGAUACAUUCAGCUGCAACUGUGGUGACUCUGGUUACACUGGAGCCACCUGCCAUACCUCACUGUACCAACAGUCCUGUGAAGAAUAUAAGCUGCAGGGAAAGAGUUCAGGAACCUACUGGAUUGACCCAGAUGGCAGUGGUGCAAUCACCCCAUUCAGAGUCAGCUGUGAUAUGGCGGAAGAAAUGUCUUGGACCACACUAAGGAACGAUUUGUCUCCACAGACGUCCAUUUCUGUUGAUUACAAGGAUAAGACAACAACACUGCAGAUUACCUACAAUGUCACUGAUGAACAGAUGCUGUCAGUCACCAGCAGAGCAGAAAGGUGUGAGCAGUUUGUAGCGUACUCCUGCCGAAUGUCACGUCUGCUCAGUGGUCCUGAUGGUGCUCCAUUUACCUGGUGGGUGGGACGAGACAACAAGAGGCACUGGUACUGGGGGGGUUCAGGACCUGGGGUACAGAAAUGUGCCUGUGGGAUUGAAAACAAUUGUACAGACCCCAAACACUUCUGCAACUGUGACGCUGACCUGCGAACCUGGAAGGAGGAUGCCGGCAUGCUGGUUUAUAAAGACCAUUUACCAGUCAGGGAGGUAGUGGUUGGUGAUACGAGCAGAACUGGAUCUGAGGCCAAACUGACUGUUGGGCCUCUGAAGUGUCGGGGGGACCGGGACUACUGGAACGCAGCCUCGUUCAGCAGCCCGGCCUCUUCCCUCCACUUCCAGUCCAUUUCAGGACCGACCAGUACUGAUGUCUCCUUCUACUUCAAGACGUCCUCGUCUCAUGGAGUCUUUGUAGAGAGCCUGGGAGCAAGCAGCUUCCUUCACAUCGAACUCAAAGGAGGCUCGGUGGUUCUGUUCUCGUUCGAUGUGGGCAGUGAGAGAGCGGUGCUCAGUGUUCGCUCAGCGAACGUGCUCAAUGAUAACCAUUGGCAUCGUGUGGAAGUGGAGAGAAACAUGAAGGAAGCUGUUCUGCAGCUGGAUGGUCUGUACAGAGAUUUCCGAGCCCUCCCCCCACAAGGACACAGGAAACAAGACUCCCUCACUGAUCUGUAUGUGGGAGCUUCACGUGGUCAGAGGGGUUUCCUGGGCUGCAUGAAGGCUCUUAAAAUAAAUGGAGUCAUUUUUGACCUGGAAGUAAGGGCAAAGAUGACUUUGGGGGUGAGGCCAGGCUGCCAGGGCCACUGUGGAAGCUUCGGGAUGCACUGCAAGAACGGAGGGAAAUGUGUGGAGCAGUAUAAUGGCUACGCAUGUGACUGCGCUCACACUGCAUAUGAUGGACCCCUCUGCACUAAUGAUGUAGGAGGCUAUUUUGAAACAGGAACCCUGGUACGUUAUGACUUCCUGCCAGAUGCAGGUGCAUCUCUGCAGGAGGACAAAACUGUGCCUGGAGUUGGUGUGUCCGGUGAAGCCAACCUCACCCGGGAGGAGCUGGUGUUCAGCUUCAGCACCUACAGCGCCCCCAGCAUCCUGAUAUACAUCAGUUCAAGAACACAGGACUCUCUGGCUGUGGUGCUCAGAAACAAUGGUACUCUCCAGAUCCGCUACAGCCUCGGAGGACUAACAGAACCUUAUACCAUAGAUGUUGACCAUCGUAACAUGGCUAAUGGACAGCCACACUUUGUCAACAUAACAAGGAACUACAGAGAGAUCCGACUCCAGGUCGACCACUACCCUUUGUCUACAUUCACGUUGCCUCAAGCCUCUGACACACACUUCAACUUGGUCAAAAGUAUCUUUCUAGGAAAGGUCUUUGAAACGGGACAGAUCGACCCCAUCCUAAUCGAACGCUACAACACGCCUGGCUUUGUGGGUUGCCUGUCCAGAGUUCAGCUGAACAGUGUAGCACCACUGAAAGCUGCACUUCGCUCAGGCACAAGGGCACCCGUCAGCACCCAUGGGAUACUGGUUCCAUCUAACUGUGGAGCCUCACCCCUGACCAUCUCUCCCAUGGCCUUGAUUAAUGACCCCUGGCAUAUAGAAGCUGUUGGAGCUGUUUUCCCCUUCAAAGAGCAAAAGACCAAUCGUGAUGUUGAGGAUCACAACUUUGCUGUAGUUGCAGGCAUCGUCUCUGCAGUGUUGUUCACCAUCCUGUGCAUCCUGGUGCUUGUGAUCCGACACAUGUUCCGUCACAAAGGUUCCUACCACACUAAUGAAGCCAAGGGGGCGGAGUCAGCGGAUUGUGCCGAUGCAGCCAUCAUUGUAAAUGACCCAGCCUUCACCGAAACCAUCGAUGAGAGCAAAAAGGAGUGGUUCAUCUGAAACUAGAAAAACUGAUUUUUUUUUUUCCUCAUUCCGAAGGAAUUUAGUGGAACUUGAAGGAUUCAUUAAUUUAUUUGAAAACUUUAUGCACAACGGACAGAGUGGGUGUUACAGCACAGUUUGGCAGAGCCCAUGUGAUCAAGUGAUUUACAGUGCCUUGCGAAAGUAUU